GGGAUUCGAAAUUUAGAAAUGAAAUUAAGUGAAUUUAUAUUAGUAGUAAAAGAGCAUUUAUUAUCAUGGCAAAUGGAUAUAUCGAAUCGCGAAACGAAACUGAUGAGAUGCCUAACAAAUUUAUUUGAAGAAAUAGAUUUGAACGGCAAUGAAAUUUUAGAAUGGGACGAAUUCACUAAUUAUGUAAUAGAAAAGGCAACAGUAUUAAAUAAUAUAAAAACAAAAGCAGAUGAAAUAAAAUAAUAUACUAAAUCUCACACAAAGCCUCAACAAGCAAUAAAUAAUAAAUUAUUAACACAUAAAUUCAAUAAUUUGUUAACGAAGCUUAUUUAUAUUCCACACAUUGAUCGAUUGGCCUUAUAUGAAGAAGGAUCAGAUGAGAUCAUUUUUAUGAAUCCAGAAAAUGGAAUUAUAAAUAAUAAAACAUUAAAAGUUAUUCCAAAAUCACUUUUCGUGACUACAUCUACAGUUAAAAAGGAUGAAGAGGGUUUAAUUCAUGUAGAAACUAAAAAAAAUUUUAUUGAUUUAAAAACUAUGAUUUUAGAUAUUUUAUAUAUUCCAGAUAAAAAAUAUUAAAUUUUAUUAACUUCUUCUAAUGAUAAAUAUGUUCGAGGAUGGAAAAAUACUUCUAAUGGAUGGAUUUUAGCUUGUUAACCUGAUAAUGAAGAAGAACUGAUUGAGCAUGAAUUUAAAAACGAAAUUUACUGUCUUGCAUGGGAUUCUUUAAAUGAAAUAUUAUACUGUGGUUAGAAAAAUGGGAAUAUUGUGAUUUGGUAUUUUAAAACUGAUACAGAAAAAGAUCUAGAAAAAGAUUGUGCGCACACUGAAGUAAUUAUGGACAUGAUUGCGAUGCCAAAAUUGUAAUUUUUGGCUACCGCAGCACUUGAUGGGAAUCUAAUUCUUUGGGAUACAAUUAUUAAUAAGAAAAAAAGAGUCUAUAAAGAACAUUCUAGAGGUAUUACUUCGUUGUCUUUUAAUGAAGCUUUGAUUUUGCUUUUUUCAGCUGGGUUUGAUCAUAAUAUUUGUGUGUGGAACCCUUACAUUGAUAAUUUAAUUUAUAAAAUUUCAGGACAUUCAAGUCCUUUACUUGUUGUAAAAGUAAUUGAAGGAACUUCUUAGAUUGUUUCUUUGGAUUCCGAUGGGAAUGUAAGAAUUACUGAUAUUAAAAAAUUUAGUAAUGUUUAAACCUUCUCUAUAGAAACAUCAGAUGAAAAGCAUAAAUUUAACCCUUAAUGUUUAACUUAUAUUCCUAAACCGUUAAAAUUGGCUUUUUGUGGAAGAACAAUAUCUAUUUAUGAAUAUGAUAAAAAUUAUAAUCCGAAUUCUGUCGAUGAUUUUGUUGCUAUUUGUUGUGCUUUUGUACCUUCUUAAUUAUCUUUUUAUACACCAGCGGGUAAUAAAAUAAAAUUAUGGAAUGCUUUGACUGGAGAUGUGAAAAAAAUAUUUUCUGACAUCACUAAUGGAGAAAUUACUUGUUUUGCUUUAGAUAAUCUUAAAAGAAGAAUGCUUAUAGGUGACUCUUUAGGAUAAAUAGGUAUAUAUAAUACUUAUAAUGGUGCUAUGAUUAAAUCAUUGCCCAAACAUACAGCUGAAGUUACACAUAUUGUACAUGCUUCUUCGAUUAAAACUUUUAUUUCAGCUGCAAUGGAUAAUAAGAUUAAUAUGACCGUAGAUAAUGAUUUCGGUGAAAAUGAACUUAUAAGAACUUUUGAAUUAAAAGAAGUUACAAUAACCUCCUUGGCUUUUAAUGAGUUAAGUAAAUUAAUAGUAGUUGCAACAAAUACAGGCAUAACACAAUUUUAUGAAAGCGAUACAGGAAAAUGUAAUGGAAGUUAUUCAGAAUUAACGCAAUAUGAAGAAAUAACAUCUUUAAAUUGCAUUGAGAAAAUUCCAUAUAUGAUCACAACAACAACAAAUGGAAAAAUAAAUUUUAUAGCUUUGCCACCUCUAUUAUAUAAAUUUUAAAAAGUUUAUAGCUUUAAAAACGAUGAUACAGAAUCAAUACAAAAAGCUAAGAAAGAAUUAGAAGAUAAAAAAGAACAAUAACAAUAUUAGUUGAACAUUAACAUUUAGUAGCCAAUAGUAUCGUAGCUAACAUAAAAAAAGAAAGAGAAUCCAACAAUUACAAACUAAAAUAUAAGUAUUUCAAAUAGUAUUUUAUGUAAUGCGACGAAACGUUUAUUUGUUUCUGAUGAUAAGGGCUUUAUUAAAUGUUUUGAUAUUUCUUAAAUUAUUCAUGCAUUGGAAAAAUCUUAUAUUAACCAUUAAGACAAAUCUGGAAAUAGAAAUAAAUCUUUCCUUUCUCCACCAUCUUUUGAGGGAGUUUCUUCACAAGAAGUUUGGACUUAAAGGGCGCAUUUCGAGAUGAUUAAAUCAAUUGAGUAUAUUUUUGAUGAAAACCUUCUUAUUACUACUGCUUAUGAUAAGAAAGUCAAAAUUUGGGACUCUAACACAGGAAAUCUUAUUGAUUAAUUGUAAUAAAACUAUGAUAAAAUUGAACCUAGGCCAAUUGCAUUUAAAAGAAGUGGAACUGAAGAAAUUUAUGAUUCUAAUUUAGAAGAAAGAAUUGAUUUAAAAAGAAAAGAAUCACUCAGAAAUAAAAGAAUAGAAGAUAAAAAUAUUAAAUAAACUACACAAACUAAUACUAAUAUUCCUGUUUCGAUGACUUUUUAAGCUAAAUCAUCAUCUAUUGCAUAAGUUGAUUAGUUAGAUAAAUAAUAAGCAAAUACAAAUGAUGAUAUUUAUGCUAAUUUCCAUCCAAACAAAUCAGAAGAAGAAGAAUUUAGUCCUUUUUAUUAUUUAGAUAAAAUUAAUGUAUAGAAACUUUAAAGUCUAAAAAGCAAUCCAGAAUGGAAACUCAAUAUUAAUUAUUAAAAAUAUUAUGAAUAAUAUGAAAAACAUAUUAAUGAUUUAAAAAAAGAUGUUUUAAUUAAAGAAUAGCAACUUUAAGAAAAAAGACAAAAAUAAGGAAUAAAUAACAGAAGAUUUAAAGUUAAUACAUAUUAAAAUUAGGAUGAAUAAUAAAAUUUUGAUUCUGAUUUUAGGCCUUUGUUAAAAGAAGAAUAAGGAUUAAAAUUAGAUGCCUAAACUAUCGUAAAAUCUUAAACGGAUAUUCGAAUUUAAGAUGGAUUGUAAAAGAUUACUAAUUCUUAAGUAAGCAUGGUUAAAAUUGAUAAUACUAAAAGUUAAAAAAACAUAUAAACUGUUACUUAAAAAAACAUUUAGCCUAUUCAAGAAGAAAAUUAAGCAGAACCUUUUGCAUUAUUAGGGGAUAAAAAAGCUCCUGUAUCAAAUUUGUACAAAAAAGAACUUUAAAGCAAACUUCUUUUUGGUAAUAAUCAAUAGGAAAUAAAAUUAAGUCAAGAAGAAGUAAAUGCUGCGCAUAGACUUGCUGCUGCUCUUGCUAAUUACGAUAAAAAUGAUUAUAGAAGUUUGAAAUUUUAUAAUAUUUAGGUUAAAGAAAAUAAAAAAAAUAAUCAAAAACCUUAAAAAUAAUCUAAUGAAAGUAAUUAUAGAUGAUUUUUUUUUAUAAAAAUAUUUAGAUCCAUUUAUAAAAGUUAGUUUUUGUUUAGAAUUUUUUUAAUAUUUUAAAUUUAAACU
Molecule: messenger RNA, 3600 nt
Organism: Ichthyophthirius multifiliis
Lineage: Eukaryota; Ciliophora; Oligohymenophorea; Hymenostomatida
Exons: 3
Molecular function (GO): protein binding
Source: RefSeq, a predicted model, not a curated record